AUGGAUAAACCCAAGCGCCAGCAGCGCCGGUACACAAACGGGGAACGCAAGGCUUGCCUCAACGAGUUUAGUGCUACCACUGGUGACUGGCAGGCGCGGCGUGACAAGAUCCUGGCCAGCCGACGACACAGCCGCCACGCAACAUUGGGAGGGCAGGGUCUCCAGGAGCUCAUUCCCUUCAAAGACGAGCCGCUGGCGUAA
Molecule: messenger RNA, 201 nt
Organism: Aphanomyces astaci
Lineage: Eukaryota; Oomycota; Saprolegniomycetes; Saprolegniales; Verrucalvaceae
Exons: 2
Coding region: 1-201 (66 amino acids)
Source: RefSeq, a predicted model, not a curated record